Messenger RNA from Triticum dicoccoides, 2428 nucleotides. RefSeq lists its product as uncharacterized. NCBI's taxonomy places the organism in Eukaryota, Viridiplantae, Streptophyta, Magnoliopsida, Poales, Poaceae. The coding region runs from base 80 to 2428 and encodes 782 amino acids. The record is from RefSeq and is a predicted model, not a curated record. The transcript is spliced from 3 exons.
CUUGCUCUGCCACCCGCCGCUCGGAGCCUUCCUCCCGUCAGCCUAAUCCUCCCUGGAUCUUGGCUGGUCGAUCCUGCCCAUGGGCGUGUGGCUGGACCGCCCGACACCUCAACUCCGGCGCCAACAGACCUGCCAUCCUGCUCACUUGCCCGGGUCUCCUGUCCGCUUCAGUGCAACGACCUGCAGCAGCUCUCCCCUGGACUGGCUUUACGGAGAUAAGGCAAAAAUGACACGAGAUAAGAGCUGGAUGGACAGGGAAAGAAACUCUGUUGAGUGGCAAACUGGCAUGAAGGAUUUCUUGAAUUUUGCCUUCGAUGGUGCUCACCCAGACUCAACAGUCCCAUGCCCAUGUAGGAGAUGUCUCAAUAAUGUUCCGAAAACGAAAAAGGAAGUUCAUACUGACUUGCUGUUCAAUGGGAUGGAUCCAACCUACACUCACUGGAUAUACCAUGGUGAACAAUCCGAUGAGGGAAGCAUGUCUGAAGAUUCUGAUAAUGAAGACGCUGUAGAUGAUGGUGCUGGGGUAUGUGACAUGCUCAAUACUCUCAUAAGGGGCGCAAACAUGGAAAGCAAUGCUGACAUUGGUGAAGGUGCGGGAGACAUUCAUGUGGAUGCUUCCAGCAGUGAUGAAAGGAGCCAGGAGCCAAAUGCAACAGCCAAGGUCUUCUUCGAACUAUUGAAAGAGGCAAAAAAAGAGUUGUACCCAGGUUGCAAGGAUUUCACGAAGCUAUAUUUCAUUGUGAAGCUUUACCAAAUCAAGUGUGUGUCUGGGAUGACCAAUAGAGCAUGUGACUUAGUUCUGCAGAUGUUCACACAGGUGUUGCCAAAGGGUCACUGCAUUCCUACUAAUCUCGCUAAAGUAAGGAAGGUGAUCCGAGAUCUUGGGUUGGACUACAAGAAGAUACACGCGUGCGUUAAUGAUUGUGUGCUAUUCCGUAAUGAACAUGCUGAUGCAGAAGAAUGCCCUGUCUGUCAUGCAUCUCGAUGGAAAUCUACUCCUGCUACUGACGAAGACAAUGCAUCAAGUCGUAAAUCAAAGAAGCUAGUGCCACAGAAAGUUCUAAGGUAUUUCCCGCUCAUUCCAAGACUGCAAAGGCUAUACAUGACAGAACAUAUGUCAUCACAUAUGAAAUGGCAUAAGGAGGGUCGGGUGGAUGAUGGCGUAAUGAGGCAUCCUGCAGAUUCCAAGGCCUGGAAGCAUUUUGAUAAGAAAUAUUAUAAGAAAUUCUCAAAAGAUGCUCGCAGUGUUCGGCUUGGCCUUGCUUCAGAUGGAUUCAACCCCUUUGGGCUCAUGAGUAUAUCACAUAGUACAUGGCCUGUCAUUCUUAUUCCAUAUAACUUGCCACCUUGGAUGUGUAUGAAACAAGAAAAUUGGAUUAUGUCAAUGAUUAUUCCAGGACCAAAGUCACCAGGAAAUAACAUAGAUGUGUACUUGCAACCCUGGAUUGAUGAACUGAAUGUUCUAUGGGAGGAUGGUGCUGAGACAUAUGAUGCUGCAACUAAAAAAAAAUUCCAGAUGUAUGCAUGCUUGUUGUGGACCAUUAGUGACUACCCAGCUUACGCAAUGCUGAGUGGUUGGAGCACAAAAUGCAAGCUAGCAUGCCCGUAUUGCCACAAACAUACAGAUUUUUUAUGGCUCAAGUAUGGUCGAAAGCAUUGCUACAUGGGACAUCGACGUUUUCUGCCUAGGACCCACAAAUGGCGUCGAAACAGGUGUUUGUUCAACAACAAGGCAGAUAAUAGAGAAGCUCCAGUGGCACUUACAGGUGAGCAAGUUCUGCGGGAACUUGAUAGCAUUCAGCAUGCACCAUUUGGACGGUCAAAUAAGAGAAAGCGACCGGAAACUAGUAGCUGGCAUAACUGGCAGAAGAAAAGUGUAUUUUUCCAGCUCCCAUAUUGGAAGAACUUGCUCGUAAGGCACAAUUUGGAUGUUAUGCACAUCAAGAAGAAAAUUUGUGACAACAUUGUGGGGACUUUGCUUGAGAUGGAUAAGAAAUCAAAGGAUGGUGUGAAGGCUCGUCUUGAUUUACAGGAUCUAAAAAUUAGGAAGGACCAGCAUCCAAAGCAUGGUAAGCAUAAGUAUGACAUAAAGAAAGGUUGCUAUACUUUAAAAAAGGAAGAAAAGAUAAUGCUCCUCAAGUUUCUGCAGAGCAUUAAGAUGCCUGAUGGCUAUGCUUCACACAUUAAGCGAUGUGUAGCCCUCGAUCAGUGCAAGAUUAGUGGACUCAAAACUCAUGACUGUCAUGUUAUAUUUCAGAAACUUCUUCCUAUUGCAUUGCACAAGCUUUUGCCAGAGAAUGUUGUUAACCCAUUGCUUCAGCUGAGUAAAUUAUUUUCUGAUUUAUGCUCCAAGGAGUUAAGGGAUGAAGAUUUGGAGAGAGGCCCGAUUGGGAGGGCCUGUCUUGUACAGAUGGAUGUAUCCAAUUGA